CCGAGAAUGGAUUAAUUACUGUGCCACUUAGUUUCAGCGAAAUAAGAUUUUUUACAUGUUAUUUCGUGCGAAUCAUUCACAGAUUCGCACCAUUUACAGAACUAGCGUGAAAAUGUGGGUACAAUAAGGGAUUUGGCCGCCGUAAACACGCUUCCGAUCGAGUGCUACAAUUUUCGUUAAUUCUGCCACGGCGGCAAGCACUCCCCCUUAGUAAAUUGUAAAUAAUUGUAAAUUAAGCACCAGACAACGAAGCGCCGGCACGAAAGGAUGCUUUACUUGGAAGAUUAUGUCGAAAUGAUCGAGCAUCUACCACAAGAAUUAAGAGACCGGUUCACAGAAAUGAGAGAAAUGGACUUAGGUGUACAAAAUUCAAUGGACAGUUUAGAAAAAAAAGUAAAGACUUUCUUUUCGAACGCGAAAAAAAUGAAACCUAGUGAAAAAGAAGCGGAAUAUGAAGCCAUUAGAAAAGAGUAUUAUAAGACUUUGGAGGAUGCAGAUGAGAAGGUGCACUUAGCUAAUCAGAUGUAUGAAUUAGUAGAUAAAUAUUUAAGGAGAUUAGAUCAGGAGCUGCACAAAUUUAAAAUGGAGUUAGAAGCAGAUAAUAAAGGUAUCACCGAAGUAUUGGAGAAGAGGUCAUUGGAACUAGACCAACCACCUACGAAUAGUAGUCAAAAAGAAAAUCGGUAUAGUUUCACAUCAUCCAGUAGAUCACGAGACAAUCAUAGUCAUUCACGGGCAGAGAAAAGAAGAGAUUCAAAUGCAUCGUCAACUUCGAUAGAAAAACGUUUAGCUAUAGAAAAAAUUUCACCAAACGUUCCUGAAUCGCGACCCGCUUCUGCAAAUUCAGGACCAAUUAUUGCCGCUACCAGCGUGCCAUCCACACCCACUGCAAUUGCAAAUUCUGUUGGCUCUGUAAGUUAUAACCUCGGUCAUAUAGGAGCUGGUGGAAAUGCCAUAGCAGCUGCAGCAUCUCAAGCAAUUGCUGCGACGCAGCAAAUGCAACAAGGUAGACGUACUGCCAGUUUGAAAGCUAGUUACGAAGCUAUCAACACUGGUGGCGUACACGCUGCCGAGUUUAGUAGGGAACUAGCUGGCGCUGCUCAAACCGCUAUCGCAGCUAUACAAGAAACAACUAAAAAGCAUAAAAAGUAUGGAUUUCCCACGAUCAAGAAAGUAACGACCGCAGUUCCAAGUUCGAGCGUAGUUGCAGCGUCUGUUCAACAACCAGUAUCGCCGCCAGUUAUAACUACGAAUACACAAGUAGUGGAUUCGGAUAAUCCAGAUUGGACGUAUGAUCCAAACGAACCAAGAUAUUGUAUAUGCAACCAAGUAUCUUAUGGAGAUAUGGUUGCAUGUGACAAUUCAGAUUGUCCAUUCGAAUGGUUUCACUAUCCAUGUGUGGGUAUCACUGCACCGCCAAAAGGCAAGUGGUACUGUCCUCAAUGUACAUCUUCUAUGAAGAGACGCGGAGGUCGGAAAAACUGA
Molecule: messenger RNA, 1485 nt
Organism: Dufourea novaeangliae
Lineage: Eukaryota; Metazoa; Arthropoda; Insecta; Hymenoptera; Halictidae
Gene: Ing3
Product: inhibitor of growth protein 3
Exons: 6
Coding region: 268-1485 (405 amino acids)
Biological process (GO): regulation of DNA-templated transcription
Cellular component (GO): NuA4 histone acetyltransferase complex
Source: RefSeq, a predicted model, not a curated record